Molecule: messenger RNA, 3531 nt
Organism: Polyodon spathula (Mississippi paddlefish)
Lineage: Eukaryota; Metazoa; Chordata; Actinopteri; Acipenseriformes; Polyodontidae
Product: centrosomal protein of 95 kDa-like
Exons: 22
Coding region: 156-2906 (916 amino acids)
Cellular component (GO): centrosome; spindle pole
Source: RefSeq, a predicted model, not a curated record
CCUUGUUUUAAAUGGACAGAGCCCGAAGCUGAGGGAUUCUCGGUUGUUAACGCCAAUGCAAAUCUGUGUGUUUAUUGGAGGAACAAUCAUACAUGAACUGGGUUUCAUUUAUUUUUAAAUAUUAUUUGUAGAUGAUUUUGUUUUCUUAAUUUGUCAUGGGGACCCAAGAAGAAAAAGACUGGCUUGAUGCUGGCAAUGAUCUUCUCAGCAAGUGCCAUAUUAACCUGAGGAUGCAGAACAUUUCGGACUGCAGUGCCUCUGUCUUUGUGUCUCUCUACCAGGCGAUUUUAGGGGAAGAAGUUCCAGAUUACAUUGCUGUUCCCAGGAGUCAGGAAGACGACUCUCACAACGUGCAGUCAGUGAUCGACUCCUUGGCGCUGGACUAUCUGCAGAUCAGCUUGUCUCACAUCACAGGAGAGAACAUUGUACGAGGAAACAAAGAAUCUAUCAAAAAUCUGCUGGACAUUUUCGAGGGGCUGCUCGAGUACCUUACAGAACAGAUAAGUGAGACGUCUUCUCAGAGUGGAGAUGAUCCAGACCCCAGGGAAAAGGAUCCUGUAGUUCCCGGAGCACUGUGGGAGGAUCUUGAGGACCAACACAAAGAGGCUCACCCUGCAGCCAAGCCAUCGUCACCCAGAGGGUCCUCCCAGUCGUCUCUCCCGUCCUGGGAUGCUGAGGGCUCUGAGUCCACGACUGAGCUGAUCCGGCUGGGGGACUCGGCCCACACGUUCAUCACCAAACAAGACACCAGGAAAGGUGAUGCUUCUCAUUUUGGAAGCCGCCUCAGUGCUGAGUGGACCAACGGAAACGAGGCAGGAGCUUCAUCAUCCGGGCCUGGACCUGCUCCCAGGAACAGAAGAGAACCAGAGCCCACCACCCCCCUGCCCAGCACAUCAGUCUCUUUGGACCCCCUGGACGCCAGUGCAACCCAGCUGGGGCACCCCAUUCGCCAGGCCAUCCCCCUGCAGCCCCCCUACCAGCCCCCGCAGCACAGACCCGACCCGUGGAGCUCCCAGCCACCGGGCCCUGGGGACGAGGAGCCAGCGCCCCCUGUGCAAACAAUCCCUGGCCCAUCAAGAGCAGUGUCUGACAGCACUGCUGUGAAUGGGACCCAAUCGAGACUCUCUCCAGAGAGUGAAAAGUCCUCAUCCAGCAGCUCCAGAUCAGCUGCCCACAAGAAACCUGGCCCUGCUGUGGAGCGGGAGAGAGCGAAGGAGAGCUCCAUCUCGGCCCCCAAGAGAGUGGUGUUCCGCACGCAGCCUGACGUCCGGCUGUUGAGCCUGCAGGGCGGGCUGGAGGAAUCGGGGGUCUGUAGCUCAGAGGAGGGGGACCCCACUAAUCGGCUGAACCGCUCCAGCCAAUGGGAUCACAGAGCCCCCCAGGAGAGGACCCUCAUCAAUGACAGCAGUCUGUAUGACGAUGGUGUGGUGGAGCCGCUGUCCCGACGGAGAGUGAGGAACAAGCUGGCGGAGCAGGAGCUGCAGGAGAUGUCAGCCAAGCUGUCCCGCAGGCUGGAGGAGCUCGACUCGAUGCUGAAGCAGGCUCUGGGUGAGACGGGUGGAGCAAGCGAGGUGAGGGGGGAGGAGGACAAACUGUCUCACCACAGCGACAGCUUCAUGGAGUGCCGUCGAACCAAGAAACAGUCAGGUAGAAGAGAACAGAACAGCACGUCCAGCUCCUGUCACAUUGCUGGAACACCACACCCCAAGAAGACCCCACGGACACGCUCCCUGUCCCCCUCCCCUCCUCGUGCCAGACGCACUCUGCAGGGCCAGUUCGAGGACACUGUCCCCCGGGACCAGAUGCAGCGCGUCCGCAGAGAGGUGCAGAGAGAGCUGGAUUUGCAGAGGAGGAAAGCAGGGAUUGUGGGCAGAGCCUACGAAGACGUUUUGAAAAGCUAUAAAGGAAAAGAACGGAUUCAAAUUUCAAAGGAGAAGGCAAAGGCCAAGGAAACGGAACAAGAGUACAAAGAAAACCUCUACAAGGAUGCCCUCCGCACGCCCAAGAGGUCCCGCAUCCCCCCUGCCAAGCCCACUCCUCACACACCCAGAGCCAGCCAGGAAACACCAGCCAGAGGGGUCGUCCGACUGAGCAAGGCAUUGCCCAUGAAGAUUAAAGACAAUGACCUGCUCCCCUUGCUGCUGGAGGAGUUCCCCUGCCUCCACGUCUCGCCCCACGCCCUCAACAAGAUGUGGAAGCAGCAGUUCAGGCAGAUGGAGCAGCUGACCGGGUCAGUGUCUGAGCAGGAGCAGGAGCGCUCCAGAGCCAAGCUCAACACGGAGGUGGAAGAGGCCCAGAGGAAGUACGAGCUGCUGGUGGAGAUCAUCCGCAAGGAGCAGGAGCACAACCAGAGACUGAAAGAUUUCAAAGACCGUAUUCGACAGCAGAAGUCUGCCCAGAGCAGGAUGAGGGAGCAGAGGCAGCAGGUCGCUCGGGCGAAGAAAUAUUACAAUGACUAUCAUGUGCAGCUGCGCGCCAGGAUGCUGCGCUCCAGGACCAGGGAGGAGAGGAUAUUCAAGAACCUGUUUGAGGAAGGCCUGGCAAUCCAGAAGAAGAGAGUGCGAGAACUGCGCUCCUACGCCAGGGACCAGCGCGAGGAGCACAAGAAGAAACACAAAGAGGAACUGGAGUCCAUGGAGAACUAUUACAAGGACCAGUUUUCUAUGUUGGCUGAAACGCUCGCCCAGGAACAGCAGGAAAUCCAAGUUAGGAAGAAAGCACAGGAAAAGGCGCUCCAGAAGAUGAAGAAGGAGCUCCGUGGGAAGAUGGAGCGUGAGAUCGGGGAGCUGCAGGAGAUGAUCAUGCAGAACGAUGACGACGUGUACUUCCGCGAGCUGGAGGCGGAGCGGCUGAGCCGUCGUGUGCACAUGGCUUCAUUCCAGUACGGCACGAGCCACCUGCUGUGAGACCAACACCCACACUGGCUUCCUUCCAGUGAGACCAACACCCGCUGUGAGACCAACACCCACACUGGCUUCCUUCCAGUGAGACCAACACCCGCUGUGAGACCAACACCCACACUGGCUUCCUUCCAGUGAGACCAACACCCACACUGGCUUCCUUCCAGUGCAGCACGAGCCAAACUCGCUGACAAUACCCAGGACCACCGCAUCAGGAAAAGGACCUCCUUAUUCAUUUUUUCUCACAAAGUGCUUUUAGUUUUUUUUAAAUUGUGUGUGUAUUUAAUCAUUUUUUUUAUGCACUUCUCAGGUCGUUGCCAAGUGUGAUCCGUUCAUUGCCUUUCAUAAAGGCAGAUAAGCUGAUUGGGUUUUUUAUUCCUUUUUAAUUGAUCUGAAUACUACAUCUAUUCCCGGACACUAGUAAUGAAGAGUACUGUUGAGGACAUUGUGUUUGAAUAUGUGCGAGUCAUUUUAAGGUUGUAUAAAUGUCUUUUUGAUUUUGUAUAUUGAGUGUGGGAGAAUAACUUUACUUUCUAAUGUUUUAACAAUGUAAAAAAAAAUGACUGUACAGAACAGAAAUCAGGUUUUAAAUUAUUUAAAAUCUUUUAUUAAACUUUGUGUUUGAAAAUGA